UCUGUGAGCGAAUAGUCCGUGAGCGAUAUGUCGCGUGAACGAAUUGUCGGGUGAACGAAAUGUCUGGUGAACGAAUAGUCGCGUGAACGAAAAGUCGUGAACGAUUUGUCGGUGAACGAAAUGUCAGUGAACGAAUUGUCGUGGAACCGUUCCAUUAGUAUAGUUCCAUGAUGAAUCUAAUUAAAAAAGUUCACGCAUGGGCAGAGCGAAGCCUUCACGCUCAAAAUGAACUCUAGACUCUAGAUAAGUCUUAAUAUAGAUCUAUGUCUAACUCAAGAUUUAGAUCUUCUUUAUACUUUAACACAUGAACAUACAUAAUUAAGUUUAUUUAUUACAAAUUUUAAUUAUAAUAAUAAUAAUAAUCUUUAUUAUCCGUAAGGAAAUUUGUCUUACAAUUUGUGCAUUACACCAAACAAAAAACAUUAUAACUAUAAGAAACCAAAAUGUACAUUCACACCAGACUCACUCAUAAUUUACAUGUGACAAAGUUUAUACCAGAUUGUUCUUAUUUAAUGAUUAGAUUGCCAGGGGAACAAUUUAUAUGUGACAAAGUUUAUACCAGAUUGUUCUUAUUUAAUGAUUUGAUUGCCAGGGGAACAAUUUACAUGUGACAAAGUUUAUACCAGAUUGUUCUUAUUUAAUGAUUGGAUUGCCAGGGGAACAAAAGAGUAUUUGUGUGUGUCUGUCUUUGCUAUCGGUAUCUCUUUUGUGAUGGUAAAAUCACAAAAUCCUGAUACAAAGGGUGAUUCUUUAUUUUGAGGAUCUUGUUAGCUUUUUUAUAGACGUUUGUCUCAAACAACUGCCCAAAUGGGGUUUGUUUUUUGCCAAUGAUUUUGCCAGCAGCAUUUAGGAUUCUAUAAAGUUUAUUUUUAUUUUUAAUGCUCAGAUUGCCAUACCAUGCAGUAAUAUUGAAACUUAAAAUAUUGCAGAUGUGAGCGUGAUAAAACAUAGCCAAGGCCUUUUCGCUAACAUUAAACGAGGACAGUUUUCUUAGUAAUCGUAAUCUUUGCUGCCCUUUUUUGCUGAUAUAAUCAGUAUUUGCAGUAAAAUUUAGUUUAUUGUUUAGGAUAUUAAUCAAAUAUAUGUAGGCCUACAAGCUAAUGUUUUUAUUUGAAACAAGGUUACAAAGGCAGUUUGUGUGGAAACAUAAGCUCAAAAUCGGCCCACGAAGUGGUCCACCCAGGCAGGCUUCAAUAUUUUCAGAAGGAACAUCCGAAUGAAAUUAUAUCAAAGACAAAUGACAGACAAGAAUGGAAAAAGAAGGUUGACAGAUCAUGUGUAGUGCCCCAACGGUCCAGUAGAUCAAAGGAUAGGUGAAAGUAAAUGUAAAGUUAGAUGUGAACCUGGCCUAACUAGUUCCUCUUUCAGACCUUGUGGUCUAUAAGGCAGAUAAUGUAAAGUUCAUCUGUUUUUGUGGCCUACGGUUAACGAUGGUGUCAUGUAGCCAGCACAACGACAAACCGCAUUUACGUUUCCCCAACUAAUGUCAGGUACCCAUUAGAGCUGGGUGGACUCAGAGGCGCCCAAAGAAAAGUUGAAAAUCCCAGUCUUCUUAUCUUAUAUAAUACAGACGCUACUUCAAAAAAGAAGAUGAUUAAUAUAGUUCUUGACUGAAGAAGAGCCGAAUUAGUCCCCUUUUGUUGUCUGAGGCUUAGUGAACACAAAGAUGAAAUAGAAACACUAGAUACCUAUACAAUCUUCCAUGUUCAUAGACUCUUCUCUAGCAGAAUGGCUACCGCGUUGGCUUGAAAAGCCUGAGAAGGCUUCAUCCACAAGUUUGAAUUCAGGACGUUCCAUUUUUAAAAAAUACUUUAAAAAGCGAUCACCGAGAUACCCCUUUUUUUCUCAACUACCCCUUUCCAAUUGAUCCAGAAAAGUGAGAGUUUGAAUGCUAAAAGCAUGAAAUUGCGCUAAACAAAAACAAUUGGUAAAAAAAUAAUUAUAAUCACACAGAUUUAUUACUGUUAGUCUAGAUCUAUCACAAAUUUAAUUAAAUGACUGAUCCUAACUAAUUAAUACACGUAAUGCAAGCUUUGUUUUUAAAUAGUAUUUUUUAAAUUUGUACUUUUGUUAGAAUAUGUGUAAACAGUUAUAAUCUAAUACAUGUGUUAUAUUCUUAGAUACAGCAAUGAAUGAGAUACGUAUGCUUAAAGCAGAGAGAGAUACAAGUACCGAGUAUAUCGAGUUUACAGCCAGAUCCAACACUCAUCAAGAAAAAUUCCUACCUUUUAUUGACUUUUCAUUAAACCAUUUACCUGCUUGCUAUCAGCACGAUGAGAUGAUAAACUUGAUCAAAUCUCUGGCUGAUUUAACAGUCAAGAUAGAAGUCAAAGAUGUUCAUGAGAUUAGAGAACAGUUCUGGAAAGAUAAGAUACACUUUUUUGAGGAAGAUAUCAAGUCAAAGAGAAUUAUUUUAGGAAGUGGUAAAGUUGAAGACGUGAAAUUGUACUCAGAGAAAGAUGCUGGACCUUGUCCGUGUCGCUGUAAGAAAUGCAAAUCUGUGCCCAAACAGAAAUGGGGGGAGAUAAGAAUCCUUACAUCAGCUCAACUAUUGUAUGAUAACAAAGAUGCGAAACGAUUUGUCUGUACUUUGUUUUAUGAUGAUGAAACAAGUCACACAAUCACAGUCAUAGGUGAAAACAUUGUGGUAAAGAACAUUGAGAGGGAUAUUUGUAUUUUGACAUGUGUUACCUGUGACUUAGAUUUAAUAGCUUGUCUUGAAAGUAUGCUAGACAAAUUUGAAGAGUGCUGGGAAAACGCUUUUGAUAAAUAUAUUCAUUCAGUGAAAUGGGAAGACGAGAAACUGAUAGUUCUUGUUUCACAUCCUCUUGGCUACAAGAAACACAUAUCCAUUGGAAAGAAACUUGAUUGCCAGCGGGAUGCCGAAUCAAAAGGAAUCAACUAUGAUGUUCCAACACUACCUGGAAGUAGAGGCGCAUUUUUACUUGUUCCAGAUUUCGAUGUUAUUAAUAAGAACGUUAAAAUUUUAUAAAAAACAAUAAUUUCUAUUCUUAGUUUGGAAAACCAAUGAUUUAUUUUAGCAAAAUUUAUACUUAAAUUAUCUAUCUAUCUGUCUGUGUAUCUAUCUAUAUAUAGAUAUAUAUAUAUAUAUUUACAUAUAUAUUCUCGAUGUACAAUAUAUCCUCUAC
Molecule: messenger RNA, 3149 nt
Organism: Biomphalaria glabrata
Lineage: Eukaryota; Metazoa; Mollusca; Gastropoda; Planorbidae
Exons: 2
Coding region: 2129-2992 (287 amino acids)
Source: RefSeq, a predicted model, not a curated record